Molecule: messenger RNA, 794 nt
Organism: Impatiens glandulifera
Lineage: Eukaryota; Viridiplantae; Streptophyta; Magnoliopsida; Ericales; Balsaminaceae
Product: glycine-rich cell wall structural protein-like
Exons: 2
Coding region: 282-749 (155 amino acids)
Source: RefSeq, a predicted model, not a curated record
GAAUCAAACAUAAACAAGCUAGACAGCCAAUAUGGCAAGAAAUAAAAGAGAUGACCAAGAUGUAUACUUUCUAUAAUUGUAGGUAAACUCAACAUAACACAGCAAAAAAUAAAAAAAAAUACAAGAAAUUUCCAGGUAGCCAACGUGGUUUUGCAUCUGAAAACUGGUAACCCUAAAUCCAAUAGACAAGUAAAGUUAGAGAGAGAUAGGGCAUAAAAAGAACAUUCUCUCAACUCGUAUAAUAGAGGUCGAUUUCAGAAACAAGAAGAAGAAAGAAAGAAAUGAAAACCAAGGAACUGAUGAUCAUAGUAUUCCUGGUACUCUUCAUGAUCCAUUUAGCUUCCUGUGCAUCAUCAUCAACUCCAUUAAAGGGGAGGCCUUUCCUUCUGGAUGAUCAUCAUGAGUUGCAGAAGAAGAACAUAGUUAAUAAGGAUGAAGCUUAUUAUAGUUAUAAACAUGGUACUAUUGCUUCCCGGAGUAAUUUGGAUGUAACUGUAUUUCGCGGUGGCGGCAGCGGCGGAAGAGGUGGCGGCGGCGGAAGAGGUGGGAGUGGUGGAGGAAGAAGAGGAGGAGGAGGAGAUAGAGGUGGUAUGACCGUGAUUCCAGUUUACACAGCUGGCACUCAUCACAGCAACAACAACAACCAAAAAGGUUCAGGAAACUCCAACCAAAUGGAUCUGAAUCUAAACCUAUUUCUAAUUAUCUUAGCAUCAACAACAACCUUUGCAUCUAUUUUCUUUUAUUAUUAAGAAUAACAAAUAUUAUGUUUGUAUAUAUUAUCAUUAUGUAGUGAU